Messenger RNA from Colossoma macropomum (tambaqui), 2971 nucleotides. It is a transcript of the gene hs2st1b, whose product is annotated as heparan sulfate 2-O-sulfotransferase 1b. Gene Ontology annotation, cellular component: membrane. NCBI's taxonomy places the organism in Eukaryota, Metazoa, Chordata, Actinopteri, Characiformes, Serrasalmidae. The record is from RefSeq and is a predicted model, not a curated record. Gene Ontology annotation, molecular function: heparan sulfate 2-sulfotransferase activity. The coding region runs from base 261 to 1358 and encodes 365 amino acids. The transcript is spliced from 7 exons.
AAUAACGCCUGUACUGGGUCAAUAUCAGCAGCACAGAGAAGCAUAAAGCACGAGACUUGAAUGCUCCAGCUAAAAUGAACACAGAUGGAAGAUAAGCAGCUGAAGGGCAAUGCAGACCUGUAGUUUGCUUUUUGAUAUCUGUUUCCUCUUGUACAAACCAAGCCACUGCCAAAACUAACCAGCACACACACUCACUCAUUCAUUUCGCAUUUGCUCCCCGUGACUGACUGACUGACUGAUUGACUGGUACUCGGCAUGACAUGCACAUAAACCGUCCGGUCAUUUUCAUGGGGCUCCUACGGAUCAUGAUGCCGCCCAAGUUUCAGCUCCUGGCUGUGCUUGCUUUCGGAGUGGCCGUGCUAUUCAUCGAGAACCAGAUUCGGAAACUGGAGGAGUCUCGGGAAAAGCUGGAGCGCACAAUAGCCAGACAUGAGGUGCGUGAGGUGGAGCAGAGACAGACACACGACGUGGUCAAAGACUGGCCAGCACUGGCUGAGAGUGAUGAUCAGGUCAUCAUCUACAACCGUGUACCCAAAACGGCCAGCACAUCCUUCACCAACAUCGCCUAUGAUUUGUGCGGAAAGAACCGCUUCCAUGUCCUACACAUCAACACCACCAAGAACAACCCCGUCAUGUCUCUGCAGGACCAGGUGAGGUUUGUGAAGAAUGUGACGACCUGGAAGGAGAUGAAGCCAGGCUUUUACCAUGGCCAUGUAGCCUAUCUGGACUUCUCCAAGUUCGGUGUGAGGGGGAAGCCCAUCUAUGUCAAUGUGGUGCGGGACCCCAUUGAGCGGCUGGUGUCUUACUACUACUUCCUGCGCUUCGGAGACGACUACAGGCCCGGCCUCAGAAGAAGAAAACAGGGAGACAAGAAGACUUUCGAUGAAUGUGUGUCGUCGGGGGGAUCUGACUGCGCUCCUGAGAAACUCUGGCUGCAGAUCCCAUUUUUCUGCGGCCAUUAUUCAGAGUGCUGGAACGUGGGCAGUCGCUGGGCUCUGGAGCAAGCUAAGUAUAACCUGGUGAAUGAGUAUCUGCUGGUGGGUGUGACGGAGGAGCUGGAGGACUUUAUCAUGAUGCUGGAGGCAGCGCUGCCAAGAUUCUUCAGAGGAGCCACUGAACUCUACCGAACAGGUAAGAAGUCCCAUCUGAGGAAGACGAGCGAGAAGAAGCCUCCCACUAAAGAGUCCAUCACCAAGCUGCAGCAGUCGGACAUAUGGAAGAUGGAGAACGAGUUUUAUGAGUUCGCUCUGGAGCAGUUCCAGUUCGUCCGAGCUCACGGCGUCCGGGAAAAGGACGGAGAACUGUACGUGCUGGCUCAGAACUUCUUUUAUGAGAAGAUCUACCCAAAGGUGAACUGAAGUCGGCAUUCACAAGGACAGCUGAGAGCACAGCUCCCUGAAGUGUGCUCUUUGCCCUUUGGCCUCUGUAUUUUCUGUCUUACACACUGGGAAGAGAGGAGAAUGACUCGAGGAGAACCUGCAGUGUGGGACUGUAAACGUGUAGAGGCCAGCUGUGCCGAGAGAAAAGCUCAAUGAUGUGUGAAUAGAAGCCCGUUUAGAGCCUCUGGGGUGGUUGGUUUUGACCUGUUCUGUCUCAAUAUAGCAGCUGCCUACUGUAUAUACGAGAUAGAGGGGUUUAAGAUGUCCCCUGAUUUAAGCUUGCAUUGGGCCCUAAGGAGCACAUUGACUCCCUACAGUGAUGACUACAGGAACUCAGUUAGUUUUCUUUCUGACUUUGACAGCUGGGACAACUUUAUCACACAUUUAAAUAAAGUUAACUGUUAAAAUGACGUAUUUCACAAUUUCAAAACAACAGAUAGGACACAUUAUGAGUUAUAAUUUUGAAAGGGAAGCAACAGGGUGAAAAAGGGGACUACUUUUUUGUACCAGAAAGCGGUGCAUUAAAAGCACCUUUUCAUUUUACUACAGUGUUGUUCUUGAGCGUUCUUAGCUUUUUUUCUUCUGCAUUGUGCAUAUUUGUUUUCUUUUUUAUGAUAGGAUGCCAUGUACAGUGUUUACAGACUUUAGUAAAGAAAAAAACAAAGUAUUAUAGCUCAGAUGAAAAAUGGUCAAAUAGAAUUCAGAUGUACAUAUUGUAUUUACACAAACCUAUUUUAUGUAAUCAGACCAAAUGGUUAUAAGGUGAUCAAAAUCGUAGAAGUUGACCGUUAGCAUUAGCGUGUACAGACACUAAAGUUUGUAUCUUUCAGUAAAAAAAGAAAACAUUUCAGAAGUAUUGCCUUUGGCAUUCAUAUAUUUGUAGGUUUUUUUUUUGUUGGUUUGUUUUUCAUUAUGGUUGUAAGGCGGAAUAUUCCACUGGACCACUAAGGUGAAUAUCAUCCAAUACAAUCCAGUGAGAUUCCUCUUAAUGUAGGACACUGAGACACAACUGCCUUUACUCUUAUGGCAAGGAGCUCAUGGAUACUAGGAGUGUAGGAGGAGAUCUGCUGGACUACUGAUAAUGUUCAUGCUAAUGUGAUUUUGGAAACCCAGGCCAUGGAUGGUGAUUUUGUUGGCUCCUUCACUGAAAAAUCUACCAUUUCUCAGUGGUUUUGGAUGGACUGUAUUUGUCCCUUCUGUAAGCCUCUAAAUGAGGACCCUGGAAAAGGAGAUUGUGAUGUCAUUGACAGAAUCUACUGGAAUAGCCAUCGGAAUUCAUCUGGAAUCGUCUGUCUCCCUGUAUGUGACAUGCACACUCAACUCCACAUCAGCUCCACACUCAAUAGUGCCUUCAUAGCCGAACAUUCAACAUUCGUUAUCCAAAUGGUGCAAAACGUCUGACUUUUCUAGUCUGUUUUUCAGCUGCCAGCUUUCUUUUCGGUUGUUAUUGGUUAUUGUCCCACUUGUUUUCUUGGUCCAAAUGGUCUUUAAUGCAUUUCAAAUAAAUGUUGAAAUGUCAUUGAUGUGAUGUCUGUGAAUAUCUUUCUUAUUUGCUUUUUGUACACUGCCCAAAACAACUCUAAACAACCACC